Messenger RNA from Cicer arietinum (chickpea), 2649 nucleotides. Its product is annotated as U11/U12 small nuclear ribonucleoprotein 65 kDa protein. Gene Ontology annotation, cellular component: U12-type spliceosomal complex. The record is from RefSeq and is a predicted model, not a curated record. NCBI's taxonomy places the organism in Eukaryota, Viridiplantae, Streptophyta, Magnoliopsida, Fabales, Fabaceae. Gene Ontology annotation, biological process: mRNA splicing, via spliceosome. Gene Ontology annotation, molecular function: U12 snRNA binding; pre-mRNA intronic binding; protein binding.
UAGAAUUCAUUCCUCUCAAAAACUAACAAACAUAAUCGCUAAGUUAACUUGAGCGUCUAGGUCUUUUACUUUUGGUACUUUUAUUGGAAUUCAUAUUCCUAAUUGUAUUGCCAUUUUAAUUUUUUAAUUUUGUCAAAAACACUUCAAAACAAAUAGAGGUAUAUGACAUGUGUUCAUGUGCCUCGUAUGAUGUAUUAAAAACUUUGUAGGAUGUUUUGCCUAUCUUUUAGUAUAUGAAUGUGUGAAUCUUCAGCAAUCUUUUAUAGAAGGGGUAGAAUCUAAUUCACUAAGAUGGUGAGAUAGACCCUUAUUAAUGAAAUUUUAAUCAUCUAAAAAAACAAGAUAAAGGAAUAUUUAAUUACAAAAUUUGGGUAUGUAACAGAUAAAUUGAUGAAAAAAUCACACAAUUCUAGAUUAUAGAAGACCCAACUACGAAACGCAGGAAGAAACUAUCAAGCUUUGUGUCCACCUUCUCCGUCCCCGCAUCGGUAACUUUACCGGUUUACCCUCCAGACGCCUUUCAGACGCCAUUCCUCAAACACCUUCCAAACACUAUUUGGUUCUUUCAAUUUCAAAUACUUAACAACACUCUCGUGAAAACAAAAGAGUGACAAAAACUGCCAACAUUUCAUGGCUUCCAAUCCUUCUCUUCAAUUUGGUUUUCAAGGCAACAUAGAUCCAAACCCAUGUGCUGGUGAAUCAUCGGCUACGCUUUUAAUCAAACACCUUCCAGACGCCAUUCCUCAUGACACCCUUUCGCGUCUCUUGUCUCAUUACGGUGCUUCCUCUGUUCGCCCUUGCUCUCGUGGAAGAUUGAGAAAUUGUGCUUUUGUGGAUUUCAAAAAUGAUAUGCUGGCAUCUCAAGCACACCGUCAAUUAAAUGGGUUGAAAUUUCUUGGUAAAGUAUUGUCAGCAGAGAGAGCUAGUAAGCCAAUUGAGAAUGGGGAUAAAAGCCGUGGAGCUCAGCUGGGAAAAGACUCUAAAACAUCAGCCGUGAAGAAUGAAAAUGUAACCAAACCUAUUGAUGGAGAUACAAAAUCAGGAGGCCUUCCUAUUCCAGAGCCAAUUGCCCAUAGACUUGGUGUUGAUUAUCCAUUUCCUCCUCAUCUCGAGUAUGCUUAUCCUCCACCGGAUGGAAAUAUACUGACCAACAUUGUGAAUGCUCUAAUUGCUGUUCCUCGCUUUUAUACUCAGGUUCUACACUUGAUGAACAAAAUGAACAUCCCGGCUCCAUUUCGUAUGGCACUACCCACACCACCAUUACCUCCAGAGGUGCCAGCCCCGCCCCCACCUGUGCCUCCUCCUCAUUCUGUAACUGUGAAGCCUCAGUCCGCAGAUAUGUCUAGUGAUGAAUCAGAAAUGGAAUCUUCAGAUGAGGAGGAUGGAGCAAGAACAGAAAGUUCUGGACGAAAGCGAGCCAGGCGUGAGGCCAUUGUUGGCCCUGCUAUUGAUAAAGAUGUGGCUCAUGAGUCUGUCGGAGUAAAACCUGCCACCUUGAUCCCAAAAGAAAUCCCAAUGAUAAAAAAGAACCAUGUCUUAAAGAUCAAUAUUGCUCCCAAAGCAUCCCUGAAAGAACAUAAGGAUAAUGACACAAAGCAAGAGUUACAAGAGCCAGAUAAAGAAGCUCUGGAUCCCAACAAAUUUUUGACUACCGAUGAAUUAGAGAGAGGAAAGUUGCCUCCUGAGGAGAUCUUAUCUCUUCCAAUGUUUAAGAACUAUACAGCUGGAAAUCCUGCUUCUGUGUUGUAUAUUAAGAAUUUGGCAAAAGAUGUGAUUGCUGAUGAUUUCUAUUUUUUAUUUGGGUCCUUCUUUGGAAGUACCGAGGCUGCUAAGUCUGGUCUGCAAGUCAAACUGAUGCAGGAAGGAAGGAUGAGGGGUCAAGCUUUUGUAACAUUCCCCUCCACAGAACUGGCUCAUCGUGCUCUGAAUCUAGUGAAUGGAUAUGUAUUCAAAGGCAAACCAAUGAUCAUUCAGUUUGGUCGGAACCCUGCUGCUGCCAAGGGAACUUAAAUCUAUGGACAGAGAAGGGAUGUUUCCUGUAUUAAGUUUUAAGAAGCACGCAAUUCUUCAUAUCACAUUGCUUGAAUACUUGCAUAACUACAGAUCGUUAAUGAUGCAUUCUUCAUUCAAUGACUGGGAGAGUACUCUGAGAUGGAACUAGACGUGGCUACAUCAACAUUCGCUAGUGUUACUAUGCACUCUCCUUAGUUAGUUAUGUAGUGAGAUGCUGAGAUAUAAAACUAAUUUGCAUGGGAAUUUAGAAUUCAGAACCAGAUUGUUAGCAAGAGGAGUUGGAAAGGCAGACCAAGAUUCUUACGAAGGAAGUACUGCUGUUAUUGCUGUAGUUGGUCCUUUUUGGCACCCAAACAAUUGAUUAACUUUAUCAUACUACAAACAUGAUGAUCCUUUGGUUGAAUUAAGCGCACAGAAAGCAUAGGGUGACACUUAGUUCAUUUCCUGUAGUACUAAACAUUAAUAGGAAACUUGGCUACAAUUAUGGGCAUGGCAGCAAUGUGUUGAUUGUAGUUUUUGUUUUAUUUUUUUCUUCCUAUUUUUAAGGAAUUUGUAGAUGUAUUUUUUAUUUGUAAAAGCUCUUUCAAAAUAUUCAAUUUUUUAUUGCAAAAGCAAAAUGAAUAUUUUAUGUAUAUA